Vicia villosa (hairy vetch) is the source of this 1323-nucleotide messenger RNA. RefSeq lists its product as uncharacterized. Lineage: Eukaryota; Viridiplantae; Streptophyta; Magnoliopsida; Fabales; Fabaceae. The transcript has 3 exons. Bases 1 to 1323 code for a protein of 440 amino acids. The record is from RefSeq and is a predicted model, not a curated record.
AUGCCAUUAGGAACUAUCGCAAGACUUGUGAAAAAAGACUCAAACAUGGGGCCGGUCAGCGUUGGUUGUCUGAACUCACUUUAUAAAAGCUUAGAAGAUCUGGACAAAAACUGUCUGUGGACAGAGACAAGCAAAGAAAUGCUGUUGCAACCAACAAACUCAUCAGAAAAUUAUUGCAGCUCUCUUAAAUUCAAUAUCGAUGACACCCCACCCACAAAGUACUUCAUAUGCUCCAUGUUACAUGUUUGCGGCUUUUGCUAUUUCACCACUUCUUCAAAUAUACUAUGUCAGUGUGGAAAUCCUAUUUCUCGUUCAGUUUCUUUCAAACAUUUCUGCAAAGGAUUUGUUAAUGAUAUUGCAACUUUUGUCAUUACUGAUGAUCUGAAUAUCUUCCCAAACGACAUGUUCUAUACCAGCUUUGAUCUACUUCAUAAUUCUGGAAUAAAAAGCAUUAGUUCAAUAGAUAAAAUAACUCUCAAUAUCACUAAGGAAAAGGUGCUAGAUUUAUUGAAGUGUUCAUUGUUGUCAAAGUCGCCUCUAACUGAUUUGUUUUUAAAGAAGAAGAUAUCAUAUUCAUCCCCAGAGAAGUCAUUGUUUUCCUGUCCUGGUUUUGAAAGCAAUAGUAAUAUCCAUAUUACUCUGAAUUUAAUUAUAAGAAAAUCAGACGGUAAAGUAUUAUAUGCACAAGUGCAAAAAGAUUUUGUAGACUUGAUAUUGAGUUUUCUUACCUUUCCUUUGGGAGGGGUUGCUCGUAUUCUAAGAGGAAAUUUUUCUUUGGGAUGCAUUGAUGCUUUGUACAAGAGUAUAGUCGAAUUAGACAAGAACAAAUAUCUAGUGUCGAAAGAUGCAAAGGACAGACUUGUUGAUCCUCAUGUGGCUUCGUUGUUCAAAUUAAGCAAGAUACUUCCACUUCAGAUAGAUAGAACAUCAACAUACUAUUUUUGUUAUUAUAGAGGUGAAAGUUUCAAGCAAAGCAUUACUGAUAAUCAGUUUUUCAUAUCAGAUGAAUGUAGAGCCAGUGAGGGAAAGACUAAAGCACUCAAACUAAUUAAACCCAAAUCAGCUACAGGAAGUCAUAGUAGUUAUGUCAAAGGACCCGUAAUGUAUGUGGUUACUGAUGACUUGUUUUUUUCACCUUUGUCUGUAAUUACAGCUUUAUACUUAAUCGACUCUUUGAAAACUCCUUUUAAUGACGUGAAGGAGAAAGUUGUCACAAUUGGAAUCAAUGAGUGUCUGGGAAUAUUGAAGGCAUCACUGACCUCAACAUCUGCUCUAACAAAUGGUCUUCGUCACUUGAUUACAGAUGUUAAAGAAGAGAAAUGA